GCCAAACUUGACAGAAGAUACAAACUGCUUUCAAUAGUAAAACGGCGGCUUCAUAUGACGUUAUAUUACACGGCGCAGCAUUCGCAGGGUAAACAAGCCACGAACUCGGCGAUCGAUUGGCUGAAUACGUUGUCAAUUUGUUAAAAGCUUCAAACCCGAACACCUGCAAGGUCCGAUUGGCUAGCUCGACAGCUGGCGGCCAAUGGCAGCACACGGCGGGCUAUCGGGUCACUCGAGAGCUGCUUUCUUCUUUGAAAGUACGUAGCCCGCGUAUUUUGUGGCGCUUCUUUUUCACCCGCCCAGUGAGGUGGCGCCCUGCACGUUUAGCGUACUCUGCAGUAUUCGUAAAUCUUCCAGUAAUGUCACCGUAAGCAUAUUACCAUGCAAAAAGUCAAAAAUAAAAAAGACAAAUUACUGGUGCAGGGUUGUGCCAAGGCGUGGUACCCAGGAGCAGGGCAUCCCUCGGGUGCUGCCGGUGCGUUGACGAGGCGCGCCUCCAUGGCAACGACUCACCUGUCGCCAGGUGGGCGCCGCGACGGCAGCCUCGCUCCCGUUGCUGGCCUGCGCCAGCUUCACAGGCUGCGCUGGAUGUUCGGUCCGCUUUCCAAGAUGACCUGAAUGAUAGUCCCGGCGCCGCGCUCCCGAAUGUGUCUUCCUCGUUAGAAGAGAAGGGGGUGAACAGGUGUUCGCCAAGACGUGGGUACUGCCAGUCAAAAAGCCUGCACCUGAAGAGAACCGUCGUCAGCAUGUUGGGAAAUCGGUCCAGAAUCACAGGAGGUCCAGCCUGGACGUGAUCUCAGAACGGAAAUCACAUCGUCUAAGAUCCAGGCGUGGUGGCAUUGGUGUGCCACCUGGCUGCUACUGGAUGUUGUGGCGGGAGGAGGUAGUAAGUAUGAGAGGAACAAAAGAGAGGCAAUGGAGUCUGUGUUGUGCUGGCAGGAGCCUUAACAAGCUGGGUGAUAUCAUGAAUGUGGAAAGCUGCCACACUUACGGCACGUCACUGGAACCCAAAUCACACCCCUCUGUGCAGUAGAGGUGGCCUUGAACAUCUCCAAGUGUGCCGCUGUGUUCUGUUCAAGGUCGCAGCUAAGAGCUUUAGUAGACGUCUUCUCAGCCAGGUCAUGUCCGACACAGAGGACAGCCGUAGCACUGACUGUGCCAUCUGCUGGAGCCCCUACAAUAACACCUUCCAGACCCCCAAACUGCUGGACUGCCAGCACUCCUUCUGUCUUGAAUGCCUGGCCAGGAUGCGGCUGGCCAUGAACCCUGGUACCCCAGGUGGCUGGGUAGGGGGCCUGCCUUGCCCACUGUGCCGGCACAUUACUCCACUGGAGGUGGGGCAGUCCGUCACCGAGCUGCCCACAGACCUGGCCCUUCUGGAGCUGAUGCGACUGAAAGCUACACCAAUGGUGUUGGAAGACGGCCGGCUCUACUACGAGGCUACAUCCCGCAAACCCUGGUUUAGGAAGCAGCGGCCCACCAUCUACACGCUCAGCCUGGACAUGGAGCGCCGCCUGCGGCUCACUCAUAACCAAGUUCACCCUGGGCCCCUGGACGCCGAAAACUCCCCCAAUGAAGGCUGUUUUAGCCCCCAGCUCCGGACCUUCUCUUAUGUAAUGUUGGCCAUUUUUGUGGUGACAGUGCUGCUUAUUAUGUCCUUGUAUUGGACACGACAGGUGCUAUGGGGUAACAAGUGACAGGUGGCCAAAUAAAGCCACUUACCACUCCCUAUGAAGGUCACCACGUGGGUGCUAAUGCCAAUCACCCAGCUGCUCUCCCAGCAUCUUGUUUACAUGUGAUGGAUUUGUGCUAAUCUUUUUUAACAAUGUAAUAAGCCUAAAAUAACUAAAACAAUUGUACUAGUAAUGCACUUUUAUGAAUUAUUAAAGAAAGAUUACAAAACA
Polypterus senegalus (gray bichir) is the source of this 1904-nucleotide messenger RNA. Its product is annotated as E3 ubiquitin-protein ligase RNF183-like. Bases 969 to 1697 code for a protein of 242 amino acids. Gene Ontology annotation, molecular function: ubiquitin protein ligase activity. Gene Ontology annotation, biological process: protein ubiquitination. Lineage: Eukaryota; Metazoa; Chordata; Cladistia; Polypteriformes; Polypteridae. The record is from RefSeq and is a predicted model, not a curated record. The transcript has 2 exons.